AUGCCUCUUGGAAUUCUUGAACAAUAUGGUAUGGAGUACAUUCCGGGUACCGUACCGCUGCAAGACUCUGGAAGCGCUCCUAUACCAGAUCAACAUACCAGCAAUCCCAGUCUGCUCAAGCACGAUAAUUCAGGAAAAUUUGUUUUGGUCCCACAACCAUCAGACGAUCCCAAUGACCCGCUCAAUUGGCCUCGUUGGCGCAAAGAGAUGUUCAUAGUUAGCGCCAUUUGGGGCGUGACAUGUGUUGGAGCCAUUGGACCACUACUUGCUCCAGCAUAUGUCCAACUUGCAGAAACUUGGAAUGUCUCUCUACAGCAGUUCUCCUCAGGCACUAAUGGGGCGCUCAUUGUCUGCUUGGCAGCCGCUACACUUGUCGGCAACCUACUGGCAGUCCAAUUUGGGAAGCGUCCAGUCUAUCUCACAGCCGCUAUUGGACUGGUGGCAACAAGUUUUUGGGGAUCAGCAUCGACUAGCUGGACAUCUUUUGUCGCUUCUCGUGCCUUCGCAGGUAUAUCUAUGGCUCCAGCAGAAAGUCUCAUCCCAGCUUCGAUUGCAGAUAUAUGGUACGUCCACGAACGAGGAACCAGAACGGCACUGUUCAAUCUCGCCUUCAUGGCGGGAGUCAGCAUAGGGCCACUGAUCGCUGGUCAGCUCAUUCAACGCUACGACUGGAGGAUAUGCUCCUACGCAAUGUCCGCUGCUCUGGUGAUCAACCUGUUCUUGACGUUUUUCUUCAUGCCCGAGACAGCCUAUCAACGAGUCGGGACUGAAGCUCACCGGAACUUGGCUAAUCAGGAAAAAGGUGCCGACCUCGAAGAAAGGAUUGAAGAUAAUACUCAAACAAUGCAUCAUGAUCAGGGGUCUCCUCAACCCCCGACAAUUGCGAGGAGGCCAUUCAGAACUGAACUAGCCUUUUACAGCGGAUACUUUCAUCCAAUAUCCUUCUGGAAGACGCUUCUGAGCCCUUUCAAGCUGUUCAGGUCGCCUAUAGUGCUCUGGGCAUCGGUUGUCUACAUGACAGCAAUAGUCUGCAUAGUGAUAUUGACUAUCGGAGCUUCCCAAAUCUUCUCCAGUCAACCAUAUAACUUCGGCGUUUCAGCGGUUGGGAAUACCUUCUUGUCAGCUUUCAUAGCGUCUAUAAUGGGCACUGUUGCGGCUAGUCCGCUGGUUGAUGGAGUCAGCAGAUUUAUGGCGAGGAAAAACGGGGGUCUAUUCGAACCUGAGUUCCGCUUACCCGCAGUCAUGUGUUAUCUGCUCUUCACAGCUACAGGGUUCUUCUCGGCCGGCCAAAGUCUAGGUUUGGGCAUGCCAUGGCAAAUCCCCGUUAUCUUGUCCUUCAGCUUUGUCAACUUCGGGGUGGUGAUAGCAGCAACAGUCGCCAUCACGUACACUGUCGAUUGUCACCAUGAACAUGCAGCAGAAGCUGUGUCGGUCAUGGUCUUUUUGAAAAAUAUGUUCGGCUUUGGUACAACAUACUAUCUCAAUGACUGGAUCACCAACAGCGGCGUAAGAAAUGUGUUCUUUACUUUGGGAGGGAUUACAGCAGCAAUAACACUGUCUGCCAUACCCAUGUAA
This is a messenger RNA of Exophiala bonariae, 1575 nucleotides long. RefSeq lists its product as uncharacterized. Gene Ontology annotation, biological process: transmembrane transport. Gene Ontology annotation, molecular function: transmembrane transporter activity. The record is from RefSeq and is a predicted model, not a curated record. Bases 1 to 1575 code for a protein of 524 amino acids. The transcript has 5 exons. Gene Ontology annotation, cellular component: plasma membrane. NCBI's taxonomy places the organism in Eukaryota, Fungi, Ascomycota, Eurotiomycetes, Chaetothyriales, Herpotrichiellaceae.